AAUGAGUAAAAGAGGAUGAAGGGCAGCGAAAGGGCCGGGGAAGGAGAGACAGGCAAUAUAAACUCCAGAAGCAGAAGCUUCGGCGCAAAUGCAAGCCGACUGGGCGUGUUGAUCUCUCACCUCUGUCACUCUCCUCCUUCCAUGGCUUCCGAGAAGGAAGCUGCCCUCGCCGCUGCUCCGUCUGAUUCUCCUACCAUAUUUGACAAAAUUAUUAACAAGGAAAUACCAUCGAAAGUGGUUUAUGAAGAUGAUAAGGUUCUUGCUUUUAGGGACAUAGCCCCACAAGCUCCUGUACACAUUUUGAUUAUUCCCAAAGUUAAGGAUGGCCUGACUGGACUCUCGAAGGCUGAGGAACGGCACUGUGAGAUUCUUGGGCGCUUGCUUUACACUGCCAAGCUUGUUGCUAAACAGGAAGGCCUUGAAGAGGGAUACAGGACUGUGAUUAAUGAUGGGCCAAAUGCAUGUCAAUCUGUGUAUCAUCUUCACGUUCACCUCCUUGGGGGACGUCAAAUGAACUGGCCCCCUGGCUAGGAUGGAAGGUUCUAGAUUCCAGUCUUGACGGGUCAUCCGGUGGAGGACCACCAGUAUUAUUCGUCGAGAACUGAAUAUCAGUUUUUACUUUGUAUGAAAUUCUAUUAGUAAUAAACGGUUGAAGGACCACCCCAGCUCUUGCAAUGGGGCAACAACAGUUGCUUGUCUGUUCACAUAUUUUCAUGAGAUACUGGUAAAAGUAUGUUGUGGUACUAUUGUGUUUUCA
Molecule: messenger RNA, 757 nt
Organism: Diospyros lotus (date-plum)
Lineage: Eukaryota; Viridiplantae; Streptophyta; Magnoliopsida; Ericales; Ebenaceae
Product: 14 kDa zinc-binding protein
Exons: 5
Coding region: 16-531 (171 amino acids)
Biological process (GO): sulfur compound metabolic process; purine ribonucleotide metabolic process
Cellular component (GO): cytoplasm
Molecular function (GO): adenylylsulfatase activity
Source: RefSeq, a predicted model, not a curated record